Molecule: messenger RNA, 532 nt
Organism: Pygoscelis adeliae (Adelie penguin)
Lineage: Eukaryota; Metazoa; Chordata; Aves; Sphenisciformes; Spheniscidae
Product: ETS translocation variant 3-like
Exons: 4
Coding region: 17-445 (142 amino acids)
Biological process (GO): regulation of transcription by RNA polymerase II; cell differentiation
Cellular component (GO): nucleus
Molecular function (GO): sequence-specific DNA binding; DNA-binding transcription factor activity, RNA polymerase II-specific
Source: RefSeq, a predicted model, not a curated record
CAGCAGGAGGGAGAAAAUGAAAGCAGGCUGCAGCAUUGUGGAUAAGCCAGAAGGAGGAGGAGGUCAUCAUUUCCCGGAGUGGGCUUACAAGACCGAGUCCAGCCCCGGCUCCCGACAGAUCCAGUUAUGGCAUUUCAUCCUGGAGCUGCUGCAGAAGGAGGAGUUCCGCCAUGUCAUCGCCUGGCAGCAGGGCGAGUACGGGGAGUUCGUCAUCAAGGACCCUGACGAAGUGGCCCGGCUGUGGGGCAGGAGGAAAUGCAAACCCCAGAUGAACUACGACAAGCUGAGCCGGGCGCUCAGAUACUAUUACAACAAGAGGAUUCUCCAUAAGACAAAAGGCAAAAGGUUUACCUACAAGUUCAACUUCAACAAGCUGGUGAUGCCCAACUACCCGUUCAUUAACAUUCGGCCUAACGAUCCCCUCUCGGUCACCUCCUACGCUUGAAAGACUGCCGGGGCAAUCAGCGCUGCUGCGGUGGGAAUGUCUGGACGUUGAUAAAGCCUUAUCUGGAGCGCUCUUGCCCUCGGGUUU